Messenger RNA from Malassezia pachydermatis, 435 nucleotides. RefSeq lists its product as hypothetical. The transcript has 2 exons. NCBI's taxonomy places the organism in Eukaryota, Fungi, Basidiomycota, Malasseziomycetes, Malasseziales, Malasseziaceae. Gene Ontology annotation, biological process: mitochondrial translation. Gene Ontology annotation, cellular component: mitochondrial large ribosomal subunit. Bases 1 to 435 code for a protein of 144 amino acids. The record is from RefSeq and is a predicted model, not a curated record. Gene Ontology annotation, molecular function: structural constituent of ribosome.
AUGUCGCGCCUCCCACGUCUUGUACGCAGUGCGCUAAGCACACAACCUGCGCUAGGUGGUGCUUCUGGUACAUACUCUCUUCCAUGCCGUAAAGUAGUGGUUGAGUACUGCGAAAAGAGUGUCGCGAGCAAGGGCACUCGUGACUUUCUGUUGCAAAAUGCGGCUGCCCUUGCACGCUCUUACCCUAGCGUUGAGUUCGUGGUAAUGCCGCGUCCUCAACGUGCCCCAAUACUACGUGGAUUUUACUUAAAUGGUCGCACAAAGCAAAUUUCGACGCAUAACCUCGCCGCAACCCAGAUCAUCCCCAAAAUGCAGCUUUUGCUUGAGUCGAGUGGAACCAAGACAACGCAUCUUAAGCGUAACCCUGUUCAGAGCUCUAGCGAGUCGGCUCGUGGUAUUUGGAGCCCCCUGCACGAUGAGGCGCACAAGCUUUGA